Messenger RNA from Cylas formicarius (sweet potato weevil), 5699 nucleotides. It is a transcript of the gene egl, whose product is annotated as egalitarian protein homolog. Bases 408 to 3059 code for a protein of 883 amino acids. Gene Ontology annotation, biological process: nucleobase-containing compound metabolic process. The record is from RefSeq and is a predicted model, not a curated record. The transcript has 8 exons. Gene Ontology annotation, molecular function: nucleic acid binding; 3'-5' exonuclease activity. NCBI's taxonomy places the organism in Eukaryota, Metazoa, Arthropoda, Insecta, Coleoptera, Brentidae.
CGUGUCUGCCAGCGGAAUUCAAGAUGGCGCCAGCCAUUUUGACGUUUUCAGUGGCCUCUUAGUUUUUAAGCUUAUUUUUAAAUAUUUUUGUUUGUUUUGUUGCAACAACAUGUUCGCAAGUUUCUAAAUUACGUGCGCGUCGUUCCCCUUCGACUUGAACGCGCUGGCACCAACGGAACCGAAAUCUCCGAUUCAAGAACAAAAAUCGCAACUGGUAAAAGUAACCCAAACAAUCUGUAUUUUUUUUUUCGCGGCCCACUAUAAUAGCGACAGCUUUGUGAUUUAUCUACAAAGCUGCGUGAAAUUUCAUUAAAUGAAACAAACAAGUAAUAUUGAUAUUGAAAUAGCGACAAUUGGCUUAACCUAACUUUAGCCUUGAGAAAAAGUCUUGAAGUCGACGAUAAACCAUGGAGGCUAUGCAAUACGAGCUGGCAAGAAACAUGACCCUAUUGUUUUUCUUCGAGAGGCUGCUUGAUAAAGGAGAGCCUCGGACUUUGCACGAUCUAAGCUGCCAAUUUGGCUCGAAAGGCUUUACGAAGGAAAUGAGGCAAAUAGCUGGCGGGAGCCAGAGUGGCCUAAAAAAGUUUCUCACACAGUACCCAUCAUUAUUUGCCAUGGAAGGAGAAUAUGUUACGAUAAAUACCUUCAAAAACGGCAGUCACGUUAGUAGUGCGGGCGGGAAAGACUAUGAUACUCAAGCGGUGGAAUAUUUUUCGGAGAAACUGCUGCAAUACGGCGAAGGCACCGAAGUACCAAUCCGCAGUCUCUUGGGACACCGUUCGCAGGCCUCUCCGGAAGUUCGCCACGUUUCGGGACAACACUUCCAUGAAUUCAGGGAAUUUCUAUUCAAGCACCCCGAUACGUUCCUCGUAGACGACGAAAAAGAGACCGUCGUCUUGGCGAAUUACGACGACGUUCGCUCCCACUGUCCUCCCGAGCUUCACUUCCAUCCCGACGUCCAAAUCGAUCCGCAGGACACUCAAACCCUCCUGGAUUUCUUGGCGCAGUGCAUCGAAGUCAAGGGUCCGAUUUUGUUCGAACAACUUUUCCAAAUUGUUAGCUGCAAUCUUCCCGAGGCCAUUUGGUCCAACCUUUUCAACACCCCCACCCAACUGUCGAGUUUUUUGCGAUUGUUUUCCGACAGCUUCCACAUACAGUCGAAUUUGGUGACGCUUCUGCAGACCCCGAAAAUUAACCAGAAACAUAUCAAAGCCCAACUGGAUCUCAUCAAAGAGAAUAAAAUCAAAGAAAAGCAGCGCGAUGGAGAGGAAGAAGUAAACAAUAAAAUUAACGAAUUGGAGAGAAACGGGGCUCCCAAAGCACCGGCAGUCGAAAAACCUGAAAAGGCUGUUGCGGUGGUACAGAAGUCGAUAAGCGACAGAUUGAAACAACCCAAACUGCAGCAGCAAGGGAAAGCCACCAGUCCCGAACCACCUGUAGCCCAAAACGCCGACAAAAAGGGGUUGUCUUUUAAGUUGGGGCCUCGUCCGGGAAAGACCUCGCCAGAAUCUGAAGAGCAGACCGUCCCGCCCCAGGUGGAUUCAAAUAAACCGCCUCUCGUUAAACCGACGAAGUAUAAUCAGUCUCUCAAGCAAAGGAUUAACAAUCUCGUUAUAAAAACCCUUCAGGAGAAUACGGGCAAGGAGAGGCAGACCUUGCUGAACCAUCAGGCCCACAAUGAUUCUUGGACGAUCCGACUGUUCCAAAACACGCGGGUCAUAUGCAGCAGUCGCGAGUGUCAGAUGGUGAUCGACGAAAUAAUGACGAGAAAACCGAGCAAACCGGUGAAACCGCAGGACGACGAUUGGCCGUUUACGCAGGAAAAAAUCGUAGUCGGUUUCGACUGUGAGGGUAUCAAUAUAGGAACCAAAGGGCAGAUCACCCUGAUGCAGAUAGCGACCAUGGCCGGAUUCGCGUACGUUUUCGAUCUUAUCUCGUGCCCCGAAAUGAUCGAUAGCGGCCUGAAAAGGAUUUUAGAAUCUCCCAACGUCGUCAAGAUCAUGCACGACUGCAGAAACGAUUCGGUCAACCUCUUUAGGCAAUUUAAUAUAUCUUUGAGGUGUAUUUUCGAUACUCAGGCAGCCCACGCGGUUCUCACGUAUCAGGAUACCGACAAGCCCGUGUACAAAGCGAAGAGCGUCGCGUUAAACGCCCUCUGCGAGGUUUACGGGGCCCUGGCGAAUCCUAUGAAGGACCAGUUGAAAAAUAUAUACAGGAGGGACCAAAAAUAUUGGUCAAAACGACCUUUGACUCGGGACAUGGUUAUGUACGCGUCCGCCGACGUGCUUAGCUUGGUCAGCGAGAAAAUUUACUACCCAAUGGUCAACUCCAUAAAGGAGGAAAACAGGGGUUUGAUGGUCGAGCUGUGCGACGAGCAGAUUUUUUUGCACAUCAAUCCAGACGACGUAAAGCUGAAGAAACGACAACGAAAGACUGAGACGGAAGUGAAAGAGCUGCGGACCAAGCUGGCCCAAGCUUCCAAGAGUGUAGUUUUAAGUAACCGAGAAGUUAGACUGCUGAGGUACAUCGAGCUCACGGAAGAGGAAAAAGAAAAGCUGAAAUCGUCGGCCAAGGUGGCGAAAAAGCUGGAAAAACUCGAGAGCCUCGGACAGGAACGGGACGACGCGAGUUCGGACGACGAGGCGGAAAACGACGCCGACUAUCCGAGCUUGGACAGCGACGUGACGUCGCCAAGAAAUUCGGAACCCACCAGUCUAACGGAGUCCAUGCAAUUGGUCGAUUCCAUUCUCAAUGACAAUAAAAUCGAUAGGUUGGACAAAAUCGAUAAACUGGAGUCAAUCCUGGCUUCCGCGACCUCGUUACCGACUGACGGCAUGGUGGAAGGGGUUAAAUGUACCUGCAACUGUCACGCGAGCAAGAUUAACGGCUUGAAGAUGGACGGGCGCGUGGUGUCCCCGACGCCUGGCAGGUUCGCUUCGCGGGUAAGUCUAAAUGACCCGGGCAUCGUCAAGGAGAACCACCGCAACAUCUGCACGCAGACAUUGAGCACCGGCGACGUCGUGGUGACGAAAAUAUUCUUUAACGAGACGACUGAGUAAUACAGGUUUAAAGACGUAGUUUUUUUUUAGGGAAUACACAGGAGUAUUUUUACGCGACGCCCACACAUAAUUUUUACUACGGAAAUGUACACACCACUGCUCAAAAUUAAUUUUGUAAAAUGGGCGGGACCGCGUUAUAUAGGUUAGGACGGGACUAUAGUCAAAACCAGUCUUAUCGUGCUGAUUAACGACAAACUUUCACGUUUGUUUUUCUUUUGUUGUGUUAAUUGUACCCACCAGAUAAAAUUCGCCAGAUUAAGUGGAAAAUCGACAACGAAUGUCUAGGAAAUAGUAGCGAAAGCACUGGGAAUCAGUACAUAAAAAAAAACAAUGUACCAUUGAAGAAUACAAAUUUUAAAAGAACAUAUCAAAAAUGGAAUUUUGGAAUGUAAUUUAUGAUCUAAAGAAACGUAGUGUUGUGGGUAUUGGACUCAUUAUCAAGAUUGACUUUUGCAUAUAAAAAUGACGUACCAGCUGGGAACUUAAUAAUAGGUAGGUUAUGUUAAAAGUUCGUUAGAAAAGAAUUAGGUUUCCAUUUUUAUUAAUUCUUGCACAUACUACAUAUUGGAAACGAAAUCUUAAAUGCUAUAACAAGAGAUUUAUUUUGUUUAAAAAAAAACGUUAUUUUAAAAUACAUAUAAACACAAAUAUGUUAAAACAAAAAUAAAAUCAAAAACUAUUUUGUAAAAAAGUCCGAUAUUCGAUAAUGUUUAUAUAUAUUUAUAAAUAUUUCAUAUGAUUUAUAUUUAAUGUUUCCCAUAAUUCGGUCAUUUUACCUGUUGCGAAUAAAGUGCUAUUAUUAUUAUUUCCAGAGAUGCGCUGUAUCACUUCUUUCAAAAAAUCAUUUUACAUUUUUGAUCCCUGUUACGGCGACAUCACAAGUUGGAGAUGUUUCUUCCCGCACUUCUUGGUUGUCUUCAUCUUGAUCACCUUUUAGUUGUUCGGUUUUACCAAGCUGCUGUAAGCGUAUUUGGUUGUCUCAAUAUCAUUAUCGAUAUCAACAAAAGCGUCUACCGGGGCGAGAUUGAAUUUUUCGAAGUUAAAAUUAUUUUUGGUUAACCAAACAUUUGAGGGUAAGUUGUCUUCAUCUUCCUCGGAUUGUUUGAUAAGCCACUGGUUGAGAGGUUUUGCACUUUGUCUCAGAAGUACGUAAUAACAGAGUACGUUAUAAAAACUGUAUUUCUACUGAAUGCUUCAUAAGAAUGACUUUUUACAUGGUGCGUUAUAACCGUUGGUUCGUAAUAAGCGUGUACAUUGUACGCGAGUUUUACUGUAUAUACGUGCUCUAGAUGCAAUAUUGCGUAAACAAUUUAAUGCAAUAGAAAUUAACAUGGCCUGAGGCAAAAUCUUAUUACCAAAAGCAUGUAGGCGGUGGUCUUAAGUUCGAGAUGUUUUCAAUUAUCCGUGGAACAUAGAGAAAAAUUAAUAAGGGACUGACUGCAUCUAGAACAAACACUGGAUGCCAAAAUACCACCGAUGAUCAUUGUUCCGAGGACUUAACAUUAAACAGGCUAUAACAUUAAGCAGUUUUUUUCGUUUGCACCUUUUUGGUAUUCUUAGUAUUAUAUUAUAAUUUUUUUAUACAUGAUUUCCUGUACAGUCUUUAAAUUGACUCCCACCAUUUCCGCUACUGCUUCCUGGAGACAGACUGGCAAAUUUUCUUUUUGUUUUCAUUUCUUGAAGUAAUUAUCCUUUAAUAAUUUUAAAUAGUUGCUAAAAUAAAUUGAAUAAUAAGAUAUUUAAUUUAUUAUUGAUAUAAAUAUAUGUUAUAUAUAUAUAUAUAUAUAUAUAUAUAUAUAUAUAUAUAUAUAUAUAUAUAUAUAUAUAUAUAUAUAUAUAUAUAUAUAUAUAUAUAUAUAUAUAUAUGUAUAUAUAUAUGUAUAUAUAUUGAAUAUAGUAGUCGGUUCUUAAUAAUUUUUUAACACCUAUUGUUAUACAAUUUAGUUCCUGUUAUGGAAAUUUGGACCUGCAUUAUAAGACUGAAUUUGACUAUAUAUUACGUUUACUUGAUGGACAGAGUAGAAUUUUAAAAAAUUACUGCCACGAGAUUUAACAGUUCUUCCAAACUCCAGUAGACCGGUAGUAGGCACAGUUCUAUUAUUAAAUACCACAGACUAAACAGACCUAGACUUCCACUCAAACGCUAAAAGUUUACUUCCAAAUUUUUGGGCGGGUUUCAUUUAAUGCGUUUGAACUACAGCUAGUAAAGUGAACGUGGGAAUAGCGAGUAUUAAAGAAUAUUUUCUUUAACACCUUCCAUAAGCAGUGUCGGUCUAGGUAAGUUAAUACUCUGGACUUCAGGGAAACAUAUAGACGGAAUAUUAAAUUUCUAAUGCUCAAUUACAUUCUGUCCUAACCGUAAUCGUGUAAGGGCCUUAUUCGGACUAGUAUUAACUUUUUUAUUGUACAUAUUAGUGAAAUUUACCUACCUAACCUCUCUUGUGAUAGCUUAGCGAUUUUUUUUUAUUCGGGUGGCAUAAUUUUGAAGGCGGAAAGAGACUAGUAAGUAAAUUAAUAUUUUGGGGUUCGAGAACCGCUUCCGGUGCCUUCCAAAGUGCCUCACAUCAACUUUGAGUACUUAUUAACCCCGGGUUAUUGAUAGGUUAAAAGAUACUAAAGCAAUAUAACAAAUUUUAUUAU